AUGAAAAUUAGGUUACCGGUUCUUGUCAAAGAGGAACCGAAGUUAGUAUACCACAACGAGAUACGAUAUGUUCUCAAGGUCCUUAAUCGUCCUUUAUACCAAGCCCGCGACACCGAUGUCUUUCUAAAAGAGCUGGAAAAUAUCAAGUACUUCGCAGGCGUGUCUAAUAUUGUGCAGGCGGCGGGUGUUGCCGUAUCUACAAACCAUUAUAUGACUUCGAGUAGGAGUGAUGGACCAUUAGUUGUGACUGGGAUUCUACUCGAGGCAUAUUCUGGAGGGUCAUUACGGCAGAUUCUUCUAGAGAACCGUGUUACACAGUAUCCCUGGAAGCAAUGGCCUGUCCAAAUCGGAACCGCUCUAAAUCGCUUUCACAAGGCAAAGAAAACUCAUAUGGACAUAAAGUCUUUGAAUGUGGUCAUUGACAGCGAAGGAAACGCAGUGAUUAUCGACAUCAGCGGCAUUGGUGGGACAACUCGCUCAUGGUGUUCGCCAGAGAUUAAAAAUGAAUCAUCUCCCUUUGAUCUUCCGUUUGAACAACGCCGGCUUAAUGAUGUUUGGGCGUAUGGUAAACUAUUAUCCAAGAUCGGGUUGCACACAGGGGACGACCCAUUUGCAACUACGUUGAAGCAGGUUGCAGAUUGUUUAAUGAACGAUUAUUGCCAAACACGCAUGAGUCUAACAAGGGCUAUAUCUCGGCUCGAGUAUAUAGAAGUUCAAGACAGAUUGAUCCUGCCGGCGACAUAUCCUUUUGACUGA
Messenger RNA from Aspergillus sclerotioniger CBS 115572, 756 nucleotides. RefSeq lists its product as uncharacterized. Gene Ontology annotation, molecular function: protein kinase activity; ATP binding. Gene Ontology annotation, biological process: protein phosphorylation. The transcript has 2 exons. The coding region runs from base 1 to 756 and encodes 251 amino acids. The record is from RefSeq and is a predicted model, not a curated record. Lineage: Eukaryota; Fungi; Ascomycota; Eurotiomycetes; Eurotiales; Aspergillaceae.